GUAAGGCCGUACGCGCAGUCAGAAGUGCAAGGUGGUGUGUGUUUGGUUGAGGGGGUGGGAUCAGUCCAGUGGGCUCUGUGUUCAGCCGGGAGGACCGGUUUCAUCUGACAGCUCUGAGGUUCUCUGGUAGCUGAGUGACGCUAAGAUCAGAGAUCCCAGCUUUCCCAGAGGGAUGGCGGGCGGCAGCGGGGAAUGGCAGAAGGUACAGCGGAAGAAGGGGAGAAGCCGGCCCAGGCGGUGGGGAGGACAGGGACAGCAGGGUAACUGUGUCCUGGACGAUGCACCGGACACUCGGCAGCUCCGAGAGAGGAUCACCGCAGCCAUGAAAGAGCUGAGGAUUGAGGAUUUCUGGCAGGUGUGGAGAGAGCUGCUUGUAAACAGCCUGUCCAGCGAUCCCCCAGCUGAGCUGGGCAGCGGCAGCUCUCCUUCCCAGGACAAGGAGAGUGCGUGCUCUUCACACCCAAAGCGCGAGGGCGCUGUCUGUGCCGCGUCGGAGCUGGACUGCGUGUGUUACGGGCUAGGCAACUUCUCCUCCUGCGUCUCCUCCCGCUACCAGCUGGCUCUGCUGCUGCUGCUCCUAGAGAGCCUGCAGGUGCCGCCCCAGCGCUGCUGUGUGUAUGACCCGGUGUUCUCGGCGGCAGAGACCAAAGUUCUGCAGGCCCUGGGGCUCACUGUGCUCACGGAGAACGAGGAGGGGAAGCGGCUUGUGUACAGACCCACCCUCUUCUACCUGAUUCACUGUGGAAAAGCACUGUAUAACAACCUGCUGUGGAGAAACUGGAGCACUGACAGCCUGCCCCUGCUUACCAUAGUCGGAAACAGUUUCUGUGGCAUUCAGGAGAGCACGCUGGAAAGAGUCCUCAAGAGAGAUUAUACCUACAUCCGGGACAUUAUGAGAGCAUGUGAGGAGACACCGCUACCCUGCCCCCCCCGACUUCUGGACGUCUUCAACAACACCGUUCUCUUGCGUUUCCCUCCGGAGCUCCUGGCUUCCCUGCCCUCUGACACCUGGGCUGACCCCCCCGAGCCGGACUACCAGCACUGCCCGGACCUAGAGAUCAUACAGGCUGCAGGGGCGCUGCAGGGGGCAGGAGGGGGCGGUGGGCAUCCCAGCACCGGCUUCAGGGGCGCCCCAGGACCAGCGCCGGCUUCAGGGGCACCCCAGCACCAGCCAUGCUGCGCUGUAGGACACAGUGCGCCUCUGUCUCAAGGCUACACAAGCGUCGGCACUGGGCAUGGCAACCAAGUCUGAAUCCCACCACGUUUCCAGAGAAUUCUCCCUCUUUCUGCUGGGUAACUUACAAGGAGCUAGCAGAACCUGUCAUAGCUGAGACUGAGCUGCAGGGAGACAGGCUGGUUUUAAGUAAUUAUUUAUUGAAAACUUGCACCCAAAAAGUAUCAGAUAGAAAAGGGCAUUCACCCCUCUCGGCACAUCUCCGUGAAAAGACCUCCCAAGCAGUACAGGCGGCAGGCCGGGCAGUGGA
This is a messenger RNA of Lepisosteus oculatus (spotted gar), 1484 nucleotides long. RefSeq names its product SRR1 domain containing (gene srrd). Gene Ontology annotation, cellular component: nucleus; cytoplasm. Gene Ontology annotation, biological process: microtubule-based process. NCBI's taxonomy places the organism in Eukaryota, Metazoa, Chordata, Actinopteri, Semionotiformes, Lepisosteidae. The record is from RefSeq and is a predicted model, not a curated record.